Molecule: messenger RNA, 172 nt
Organism: Colletotrichum destructivum
Lineage: Eukaryota; Fungi; Ascomycota; Sordariomycetes; Glomerellales; Glomerellaceae
Exons: 1
Coding region: 12-164 (50 amino acids)
Source: RefSeq, a predicted model, not a curated record
CGUCACGCAAGAUGCAGGGGCACCCGCGCCCGUGCCCUGCUGUCGACAACGGCAGUGUGAUCGAUCCAUUCGUAAGGGACGGUUGGAAGGGGAUGGAUGGGAGGGAAUUCCGCCCAUUUGGUGCAUAUGUGUGUGUGUGCGUGUGUCUCGCAAAAAUUCACUAGCUCGCAAA